This is a messenger RNA of Boleophthalmus pectinirostris (great blue-spotted mudskipper), 7496 nucleotides long. RefSeq names its product stromal cell derived factor 4 (gene sdf4). Gene Ontology annotation, biological process: calcium-ion regulated exocytosis. NCBI's taxonomy places the organism in Eukaryota, Metazoa, Chordata, Actinopteri, Gobiiformes, Gobiidae. The coding region runs from base 504 to 1577 and encodes 357 amino acids. Gene Ontology annotation, cellular component: endoplasmic reticulum. The transcript is spliced from 7 exons. The record is from RefSeq and is a predicted model, not a curated record. Gene Ontology annotation, molecular function: calcium ion binding.
AGACGAGGGGAAUAGAAAGGGGAAGCUCUGUAUCACUACUCUGGAUUUAAGCAGGACUAAACUAAGACUAAACCAGGACUAAACUAAGACUAAACCCGGAUUUAGCCACUAGGACUAAACCAAGAUUUUAUCAGGACUAAAGCAGGAUGAACCCAGGAAUAAACAAGAACUAAAUUAAGACUAAACCAGGAUUUUAUCAUGACUAAACCAAGACUAAACCAGAUUUAACAACUAGGACUAAACCAGGACAACACCAGGAAUAAACAAGGACUAAACAAAGACUAAACCAGAUUUAACCAUUAGGACUAAACAAGGAUUUUUUUCAGGACUAAACCAGGACAAACCCAGGAAUAAACAAGGACUAAACUAGGACUAAACCAGGACUAAACUAGGAUUUUAUCAGGACUAAACCAGAUUUAACCACUAGGACUAAACAAAGAUUUUAUCAGGACUAAACCAGGAUUUUACCUCUAGAACCUUCUCCCUGGCAGUUUCAGGUAGCUAUGGCUAUUUGGAGAAAGAUGUGGCGCAGAAACCUUUUGUCCGUGUCCCUGCUCCUCUGUGUCGUCCUUCACUCUAUGAAUGUGAACGCGCGACCGGCCAACAUGUCCGCCGCCAAAGAGAAAGCCCAGGACAGCAAGGACGAGAACGAGAUCCUGCCCCCAGAUCACCUCAACGGUGUCAAGAUGGAGAUGGAUGGGCACCUGAACAAAGACUUCCAUCAGGAGGUUUUUCUGGGCAAAGAGAUGGAGGAGUUUGAGGAGGAUUCUGAGCCGAGGAGGAACAGGAAGAAGCUGAUAGAAAUCUUCACAAAAGUUGACUUCGACAAAGACCGGAGCAUCAGCGCGAAAGAAAUGCAGCGCUGGAUCAUGGAGAAGACGGAGGAGCACUUCCAGGAGGCCACCAUGGAAAACAAGAACAGCUUCAGAGCGGUCGACCCGGACGGAGACGGUCACGUGACUUGGGAUGAAUACAGAAUAAAGUUCCUGGCGAGCAAAGGCUUCAACGAGAAAGAGGUCGCAGAGAAGAUCAAGAACAAUGAAGACCUCAAACUGGACGAAGACACUCAGGAGGUGCUGGAGAGUUUGAAGGAUCGCUGGUACCAGGCUGAUAACCCCCCGGCCGACCAGCUCCUCAACGAAGAGGAGUUUCUGGCCUUCCUGCACCCGGAGCACAGCCGUGGCAUGCUCAAGUACAUGAUCAAAGAGAUCGUACGAGACCUGGACCAGGACGGUGAUAAGAAGCUGACUCUGUCUGAGUUCAUCUCUCUGCCCAUGGGCACCGUGGAGAACCAGCAGGCCCAGGACAUCGACGACGACUGGGUCCGAGAGAGAAAGAAGGAGUUUGAGGAGGUGAUCGAUGGUGACCAUGACGGCAUCGUAACCAUGGAGGAGCUGGAGGAGUACAUGGACCCCAUGAACGAACACAACGCUCUGAACGAAGCCAAGCAGAUGAUCGCUGUGGCCGACGAAAACCAGAACCACAAUCUGGAGCUGGACGAGAUCCUGAAAUACAGCGAAUACUUCACCGGCAGCAAACUCAUGGACUACGCUCGGAAUGUCCACGAGGAAUUCUGAAUUCUGGCAAUAGGGAACGCUCACAAUCUGAUGGUAUUACUGUGUGUAGUGACUAUUCUGGCUUUUAAAAGUACUCUUACCAAUACUUUUAAGAGAAAAUUCCCAUGUGGAUUAACAAAAGUCUAAAUAUGGAAACAAAAUUGCUCUACUACCUUUUGGUCAUUCGUUAUGACUAAACAAAUGCGACCAGAAAUUUGAAUAGCUGCAUUUUCUGUAUUUUAAAGGGGCACUGUGUAACUUUUAUGUUGGAGGAUCUGUCACCAUGUUUGCUUUGCCUGGAUUGUUCCACAGUACGGCAUAAAACAUUCCAAAAUAUGGCUUUUUCUUUCUAUCUCUCUGGAAACGAGCAGCGAUACCACAAGUCCAAAUAAUAGUUUUUACCUCUAAUAAAACUAUAAAAAAUGGAAUGACUGCAACAGAUAUACCAGUAAAAUGUUUAAUACUGUACUGUGGAACAUUUUCUGAGACAAGUAAGUGGGUAUCCUCCGCUAGAAAAGUUACAUCGUGAAUCUUUCAUUUACAGAGUAGCCCAUUCCGACUCUUUGCACACUUGAGUAAAUCAGUCACAUGAAAAGUUCCCAUUUAAAAAAAAAUUCUCAUUUGCAGAUUUUUGUUCUGUAAGUAAAAAAAAAACUACUCAAGGAAAAAGCAAUACACCGAUUACGUUUUAUUAAACAAAUUCAAAUGUUCCAAAAUCAUUAAGAGUACCUUUUUAAGAGACUUCUCGGUACUUCUUAAAACGCUUCUGGCUCUCUCUUCCUGCUGUACUGAACCUAGAGCAGCUCUGGUUUUGGUUUUGAAGACGUUGUUUGGUUUUUUUUGUGCAGUGCUGUCUAAGCGAGCCCGUUCUCACCGGGACGUAUCUUUGGCGAUCUUUAUAACGCAGCCUUUCACUCGGCUGUUCUGCCUUUUCUGUGCCGUUGGAUUUGUUCUAAAUACACCGCAAAAACAAUAUCUAUACGAGAUUAAAUGACUUGAAUUCACCGUUUUGACUUAAACCGUUAUCCUCUUUUCUGGAGAAAGAGGGUCUGCUUAUCGUCGUGGAGAUGUUACUGCUUUGCCUGGAGUGUUCCACAGUACGGCUUUACACCUAGAGGCAGUUCUGUGUCUUAAAAGCACCUCAAAACAUGCACUUUUAUUAUGAGCGCAGUCGCCUCUCCGCAGAUCUGAUCUGAAAUUUAUCUUGCGGGCAUCAUCCGUGUAUAGAGAGAUGUUUAAUGCUAUACUGUGGAACAUUCCUGGCAGCGAAUCAAUAUCAUUUUCACGGAGACCAGCAGGCGGCGAAGUUGAACCCUGCACUUAGAGCGUCUUCAAUUCGUUUUGGCCAUUUCAGAUUUAUUUACACAUCGUAGUUCUUUUCUGAAUUCAAGUCAUUUUAACUCGUGGAGAAAUCUUCUUGCAAUGCAGCUUAACCUGAAGAAUAAACUCGGCAGAAGAUUAUGUAAUAGCUUAUAUGUAUAUGAAGAAUUUUAACCUUUCUGUAAAGUUUUCCCGAUGCAGCGAGGCGGGGAGUUCUACGAAUGUUUUGUUUUUCUUUUCCUUUUUUAUCUGUAAAUCUGUAAAUAAUAUACAUUGUCAUAUCAAACUUUAGUGCGAAGAAAAGGCUGCUGGAAAAAAAAUAUUUAGCUGAGAUGCAAAGGGACUCCCUAAACGUGCGGGAUUUCGUUACGGGGCGGGACUCUAAGCCUUAUAUUAACCGUUCUUAAGUCAUACCCGAACCUUGAAGAGGCAGGAUCAGGGACUAGAUUUGUGCGGAUGGGCCAUUUUUUUCAUCCACAACCGCAUCACAAAACUCAUCUUCUGUCCGCUAUCGAUUUGCACCCACGGAUUUUUGACCAAUUUUCAAAACUGCACCCGCCCGCCAUCCUGCUCGGUCUCCUCUAAGUUGCUCAGAGUUGCGAGUUUUUAAUUUGUCGGAAUUUAGUUAAAAUAUUAUUUUUUGUCACGUCAUCCGCCCAACUCCGAGUCCGUAGUUGUAACCGUCAUCCGCACAUCUCUAUUAUAGACAUGUUUUAUUUAUUUAUUUAUUUUAAAUGUCAUCCGUGCAUGUUUGAAUCAUUUAGUGAUCUCUCCUUGGCCCUAUUCGCUCCCACAUGACACUUCUACUAAAAAUACAUGACAUUUUUUUAUAGCGCUUUUCAAGAUACUCAAAGACGCUUUACAUCAGGCUUGUCCAAACUAUGGUCCGUGGGCCAGAUGCGGCCCUCAGACUAAUUUUUCUUGGCCCUCAGGCUUCCAGGUGAAUUGGCCCAAAUUACCUUGCCUCAAUUAAAAAUAAACUUUUACUUUUACUGAUGGCUUAUUCUAACGUGUUAAACAUGCACAUAUUUCAAUUAUUUACUCUAUUGAGCUCCGGUCUACGGCCCUCGAUCAGCCCUCUGUUUCGUUUGUGUUUAGAUAUGUGGCCCUUGAUGAAAAAAAAUUGGACACCUCUGUUUUACAUGAAGAGACAAACAAAGGCAAACAAGAGAAAAAGAUAAAAAAUAAAUAUACAAAAGCGUGACACAAAAAUAUACACAGCAACUUCACAAACCUGAUGCAACGUGCAGUAGUGACAAUGAUUGCGUUGCGACAGAGUGACUUAGCACGGAGAGCAAAGGAAGUGGAGACUCCGAAUGUCAAAAAAUGAAAACGAAACUUAUAAAACAAGUUAAAAUGUUGUUUUCAUUGAAUACAGCAUUUUCAAAACCAUAAAAGGUAACACGGUGAUCUAAAUAUGUGACAAGUUAGCAGUUAAUACCCCAUAGAAGUAAAAGUACCCCCUCUUUAACCUCAGAAUGAAACACACUACUGGUCAAAAGUUUUAGAACACCACACUUUUUCCAGUUUUUUACCGUUUACUGUUGACCAAAACGUAUUCUAAACUUUUGAUUCAUGAAAGUGUCCACCUUUGGCAGAUAUCACAGCUGAACACACUCGUGGCUCAUUCUUUUUACAACAAAUCAAAUAUUGUUCAGAAAGUUCCUCCCAAGUCUGUUGCAGAAGUUUCCAUAAAUGUGUGGCACUUGUAGGUUGCUUCACUCUUCUGUCCAGUUCAUCCCAAACCAGCUCCAUGGGGUUUAAGUCUGGACACUCCAUAUUUUGAAGCUUUACCAUCUUGUUCUUUUUUCCUGAGGUAGUUUUGGCAGAGUUUGGACUUGUGUUUUGUAUCUUUUAUCUUUUUUUAACCUCUGUCUGUUCAGUUCUUACCUUAUCAUUUCAAGCUCUUCACUGAACUUGCACAACUUGAACUGCAAUAAAUAACUGGGAAAAACUAGGGCAUUCUUAAACGUCUGACCGGUAGUAAUCUCCACCCCUGUAACGAAAUGGCAAAUAUUUAGGGAGUCGCGAAAUGCAAAUGAACUUUAGUCACUUUAUUCAGCAGCAGCAUGUUACUCUAGUCGUCACUGAAUGAAUCACACGAGACCAUCCUGAGAACGAAAUACGAAUAAAAACUACAAUGUAAAACGCGUAUCCAUGGGUUUCAGCUCCCUGUUUAUAAAUGCCAUUUUGAGUACUUUUACCAUUCAAGAAAUAGAGAUAAUAUUUAGUUUUGAAUUGUUUAUUGCUAUGGCAACAGUGCACAUUUGUCAUCACUGAAACCCAUGGAUAGACAUAGGGCUGCACAUAAUCACAAUUUGAUAAAAUAUUUGUAUGUAUUCUAGCAAAAACACAGGAUAGUUGGAAGAAGUUCAAUGAAAUCUAAACUUAAAGACCUGUACCUGAGUUUUACCGUCUUAAAAAAACGUAAACACAAACUAGUUCUUAAACGAUUCGCAACGGCUCCAAAGUUCUUCCGCAUCUGCACCUAGACAAUAAAAUCAAGGCAAUAAAAUUCUUUCUAAUUAGAUGCAGACAGUACACAGUGGGCUUAUUUUGACCUCAAGAGCUGCUUAUAAAAUAUAUCUAUACUGGAGCGAGACAUUUUACUCAAAUACAUGGAAGAAAAUCAAGUACACGCCUUUUAGCUUAGAUUUUAAAAAUUUAAACUUGCAAAUUCUGAAACAAUUCCUCUAUUUUGAUUGAGAAUACCCUUAAAUUCAAACCGUCAGCACUUGAAUAAGGUUUGUUACACAGGUUAUAAAUAAAUAAAUAUACAAAUUCAUGAAAACGAUUGGUCACAGUCCGCGUAUUUUCAGACGUAACCGAUAAUUGUGCAGCCCUGUCACAAUACAUUGCACCAUAGUGAUUCUAGCACUAACUAUUGACACACAGUUAGAUCCGCCUGCGUGAGACCAGUCCAGGUGACUUCUGUGAUAAAGAAUAUUUGUUUUAAUAUAUUGUGUCACAAAAUGUUUUAUAUUGACUUAAAGUUACAGAAUUAACUACAACACUACUCCAUAGAGACUGGGGCUUUUCAUUGGUUUAUGUUUUGCAAUUUCAUGUAAAAAAAAAAUCCACACAUGUUGAACCUUGAACAUUCUGGUCAAGAUUUAAGUCUACUUAUGAUAAAGCUUUUCUGUUGUUUUGCCAUGGGAAAGUCAGUUAAGUUCAUUGUCUUGUCAUAAUAUUUCUGGUAUUUCAUAUGGCAUUCAUUCACGCAAGCAUUAAACCUUAAAGGGGUAGUACGUAACUUUUUAGGGUGGUGGUAUGCUGCAUGCUCGAAUCUAUGUAGCUUGAUGUUAUUGUGUUGUCUGGAAAGUUCUACAAACAUUUAAAUUUACAUGGAGAAGCCAAGUGAAAUCCCCAAGAUACGAUAAGCAGGUCAAAUGUUAUAUUUUGUAUGCACUAAAACCACCUACAAUUUAAUAAAUACUGUAUUUUUUGGACUAUAAGUCGCACCAGAGAAUAAGUCUCACUCUUUGGGGAAAUGUAUUUUAUAAAAUCAGAGACCAGAAACCGACAUUUCAUGUUGAAAGUCAAGUUCUAGUAAAAACAGAACAGAGAACAACAGACUGUUAAUGUCCCAUAUGAACAGUUCUUCAGAUAAAUAUAACAUAAACAACAGAACAAGUUUACCAAACUCUCCAUCUCACUCCAAAUCACUAAAUCCAUUCAGUUCUUCAUCCUCAGUGUCACUUCCAUGUGACCUCCAGAGAUAAACCAUAGAUCCAUGAUGUAAACAGAGCACCGCUUCCUCUUCUGUGUAGCUGUCAUCAGACUCAGCAUCAGUUCCAGUUAGAAUUAUUCCGGCCUUUCUUAAUCCAGACAGGAUGGUUUGGAUUGUCAUUGAAGUUCAGGCUUUGUCGAUCCAUCCAGUGACUUCCAGGGAAGUUACAUGGUGCAUCCUCCCGGUUGCCAUGAAGCUGUGUUCUCCAUCCCCACUUUCCAUCAAGUCCCUCACAAGUUUCUCACUCACUCCAAACUGUCUUUCUGCUGCUCGAUUACCAUUUUUGGCUGAAUAUUUCACUAUUUGCAGCGAGACAGCGGCUAUUUCUGCAGGAGACAUGCGCAGUAGAGUGAAGUGACAAUGGUACAGGAGGAACAGGAGCAGCAGAUAUUGACACACAAGACUAGAGCCUCUCGCGGCUGUCAGUGUAAAAACUUUAAUAUAUAAGUCACACCAAAGUAUAAGUCACAGGAAACACCCAAACCAUGAAAAAAAAUGUGAUAUAGUCCGAAAGAUACGGUAAUAUCUCAAUGGAACUGAGCAGGUAGUGUACCCCCACCAGAAAACUUAUAUGUGCACUUUAAUUUUUGUCAGUUUGAGACGCCAAUCUUUGGAAUAUUAUAGGUUCAAUAUUUGUGGAUUUGAUUGUCCAGGUUUUUUUUCAAAAAGGGGUUAUUGCCCACAGAGUAAUAAUGGCCCCAGGUUUUCAUUUCAAAUUGACUCCUGGGUACACAGUUUAUUCUUUAUUUCCAAUGACCUGUGGCAAGUUGGAUACAUUUUUUUCUGUUUCUGUGUUAAUAGUGUAAAAUAAAAAUAUCUUUACAGAAUGUCAUGAAGCUUUACAAAUGUAAUGCAAGUUUGCUGUUAAAAUAAAAACCUCUUAUUCAUAA